This is a messenger RNA of Gadus chalcogrammus (walleye pollock), 4983 nucleotides long. Its product is annotated as lysine-specific demethylase 6B-like. The transcript is spliced from 13 exons. Gene Ontology annotation, cellular component: MLL3/4 complex. The record is from RefSeq and is a predicted model, not a curated record. The annotation marks the transcript as partial. Gene Ontology annotation, biological process: regulation of gene expression; heart development. NCBI's taxonomy places the organism in Eukaryota, Metazoa, Chordata, Actinopteri, Gadiformes, Gadidae. Gene Ontology annotation, molecular function: chromatin DNA binding; RNA polymerase II cis-regulatory region sequence-specific DNA binding; histone H3K27me2/H3K27me3 demethylase activity.
CCGAAGCUGUACCAGGCCUUCCCCAGGGAGGGGCCGCCACCCUCGGCCCCCGGGGGGCUGCUCCUCCGGCCCCUGGACGAGGACUCUGACGGCGGGCCCUUCGAGGAGGAGCCGUCGGAGCUGUCCACGCUGCUCCCCGACGGCCUGGCCAACAUCAUGGCCAUGCUGGACGAGUCCAUCCAGAAGGAGGAGGCCCUGUGCGUCGGCGGCCGCCCCCCCGGCGGCGACCCGGCGGCGGCGGCUGCGGUGGGGGGCCCGGGCUACCCCUGCGCCCCGGACCUCAUCCCGGCGCCCAAGCACCCGGCCAACCAGGAGGAGUUCGCCAGCCCCCCCGUGCUGAGCCGGCAGGGCUCGCUGGCCUCCCCCUGCAGCCGCACCUCCUCCUUCAACGAGGAGGACGAGGAGGGCCCCAAGGCGGCCCCCGGCGCCGGGCCCCAGCUCCUCCAGCGGCCCCGCUCGGGGCCGGGCCCCGAGGAGAACACCAACUACCGGCACAGCGACCUGGCCAAGCUGUACGGCCUCCCCGAGCUCAGCAAGAGCGAGGCGGACGAGGAGGAGGACGAGGAGGAGUCGGAGACGCCCUCCAGCUCCCCGCCGCCGCCCCAGAGGCCCCACCUCCACCAGACGGGCGUCAGCAGUAUGUUCAAGUCCCUGGCCACCGUCAAGGAGAGCCAGAGGUACGCGUACCGUGGCGGGCCCUUCGGCAGGCCGCCACCCUCCGCCCUGCUCGGGGUCAAGUACUCGUCGUCGCUGUCGCUCGGGCCCCACAUCCACCGGCAGCAGAAGGAGGGCAGCUCCCCCACCUCGGACCCCAGCCACCCGGGGGUGGCCCCCGACCCCAAGACCUCCCCGUAUCCCCUGGCGGAGAGCAAGGCGGCGAUAGCCGACGUUCGGAGGGAGGCGACGGACCAGAGGACGGCGUUCGUCCCCUCCACCGUGGAGCCGGCGGACAUCAAGGAGGAGGCGAUGGAGAAGCUCACCACCAUCUCCGAGACCUCCCUGGCGGAGCUGGGCCGGAGCUGUGACGUCCUCAUCGGUCGGCACGCCGACAAGAGGAGCUCCCCCGAGCGCCACAUCAAGCUGGAGGACCGGGGACACGCGUCGCACGGGAAGGAGAAGGAGCGCGAGAGGAUCAAGGACAAGAGCCGAGAGCGGGCGAGGGAGAGGGACGGGGAGACGAAGAGGAAGCACAGCCACAGCAAGAACCACGAGGAGCGCAAGGAGAGGAAGAAGCAGGAGCGGGAGAAGAGGGCCGAUAUGGCCUUCUCCUCCUCCUCCUCCCCCGCCCUGUCCUCCCACGCCGGCUCCGGCCACCGCAAGCGCCACAAGGAGGGCAAGAGCCACAAGGAGAAGGACCGGCGGAUCCUCGGAGACCUGGACCUCCAGAGCAAGGAGCAGCGCGAGAAGAACCGCUCGCACGACAAGAAGAAGCAACGUAAGGACACGACGGCCGGCUCCGCCAGCGAGGGGGAGCCCGGCGAGUGGACGUCCAGGGGCGAGGCGCCCUCCUCCUCUUCCUCCUCGUCGCCAAGCCGCCUGGACCCCGAGGCGGAGACGACGGCGGUGGCGGGCGCCGACGACUUCCUGAAGCUGAAGGCGCUCUCGGACGGGCCGCCCAAGGAGCUGAAGAUCCGGCUGAUCAAGGUGGAGAGCGGCGACCGGGAGACCUUCAUCGCCUCGGAGGUGGAGGAGAAGAGGAUCCCGCUGGAGGAGAUCACCAUUAGGAACAAGGCGGGGGAGAUCAUCAGGGCCUGCAAGGGAUCCAGGGUCAAGGGGAAGUUCAGAGAGUCCUACUUGCUUCCGGCCUUCUCCGUGAAGCCCCCCACCAUGACCUCGGAGGUGCCCCUCCCCAGGGAGAAGCUCUACCCUCCGACACCCAGCAUUUAUCUGGAGAGCAAGAGGGACGCCUUCUCCCCGGUGCUGCUGCAGUUCUGCACCGACCCCAAGAACCCUGUGACGGUCAUCAGAGGCCUGGCUGGAUCGCUUAGACUCAACCUGGGCCUGUUCUCCACCAAGUCCCUGGUGGACGCCAACGCGGAGCAGGCGGUGGAGGUCCGCACCCAGGUGCAGCAGCCCGCCGACGAGAACUGGGACCCCAGCGGCACGGGCCAGACCUGGCCCUGCGAGAGCAGCCGCUCCCACACCACCAUCGCCAAGUACGCCCAGUACCAGGCCUCCAGCUUCCAGGAGAGCCUGCAGGAGGAGAAAGGAAGUGAAGAGGAGGACGAAGAAGAGGGUGACAAGAAGGAGAAGAAGCCAUUGAGUUGUCUUGACACACCCAGCAAGGACCCACCUAAAGAAGCUGGCAGCAGUGGUGAGCAGAAGCCAGUGGGGAAGAUCAUUAAAUUCGGCACCAACAUCGACCUCUCGGACCCCAAACGGUGGAAGUCCCAGCUGCAGGAGCUGCAGAAGCUGCCCGCCUUCAUGCGCGUGGCGUCCAGCGGUAACAUGCUGAGCCACGUGGGCCACACCAUCCUGGGCAUGAACACCGUACAGCUCUACAUGAAAGUCCCGGGCAGCCGCACCCCAGGUCACCAGGAGAACAACAACUUCUGCUCGGUCAACGUCAACAUCGGCCCGGGGGACUGCGAGUGGUUCUCUGUGCACGAGAACUACUGGCACGCCAUCAGCGACUUCUGUGAGAAGCACGGCGUGGACUACCUGACGGGGUCCUGGUGGCCAGUGCUGGAGGACCUCUACAAGGCCAACAUCCCCGUGUACCGCUUCAUCCAGCGGCCCGGGGACCUGGUGUGGAUCAACGCCGGCACGGUGCACUGGGUCCAGGCCGUGGGCUGGUGCAACAACAUCGCCUGGAACGUGGGUCCUCUCAAUGCAUACCAGUACCAGCUGGCUCUGGAGCGGUUUGAGUGGAACGAGGUGAAGAAGGUGAAGUCCAUCGUCCCCAUGAUCCAUGUGUCCUGGAACGUGGCGCGCACCGUCAAGGUCACCGACCCCGACACCUUCAAGAUGCUCAAGCACUGUCUCCUGCAGUCCAUGAAACACAUCCAGGUGCUGAGAGACCAGCUGGUGGCCGGGGGCAAGAAGAUCUCCUACCAGAGCCGCGUCAAGGACGAGCCCGCCUACUACUGCAACGAGUGUGACGUGGAGGUGUUUGACCUGCUGUUCGUGACCAGCGAGAGCAGCAGCAGGAAGACGUACGUGGUGCACUGUGAGGACUGCGCCCGCCACCGCAGCCCCAGCCUGGCCAAUGUGGUGGUGCUGGAGCAGUACCGCAUCGACGAGCUCAUGACCGCCUACGACUCCUUCAACCUGUCGUCCGUGUCUGGCUCCCGGUGACAGCCCUCCACCUCCUCUCAGUCAUAACCAAAACUCCUCCCAGCCGGGACAAAACACAGCAUUUCACUUUGCAACCGUCAUUAUAAAAAAAAAAAAAAAACUUUUUUUCUUUUUUACUACUGCUAAUACUUGCCGAACAGCCAACGGAAAAUACCAGUUUACAUAGCAUUCAAAAACCGCCAAUCAAAAAAACGCCAGUUUACUCUCAGAAGGUGCACUCCGCCAGCCAGUUGCCCUGGCAACGGUAAACUUGACGACCACGGUGCAGUCAGUGCUGCCAUUGAACAAACGACAUAGGAGCGGUCUGACGGCAUGUUUUAAUUGUUUUUUUUUACCGUGUUGAAUACUGAAUUUUGUACAUGCUGUUUGCGAUUAUCGUGGAGUGCUUUUAUGAGAAAAAAAUAAUUUAUUGUGUUGAGUUUUUUUCUAAACUAGAUCAGCCUAGAUAUAUACCACAUUGGCCUUGUCACUUGUAUUUAGAAAAAUACUAAGAAUAGAGAUAUGAACAUUUUCUAAAGCAUUAAGAAUAUGAGAAAAAAACGGUUUGGAAUGCUUCAAAACAUACGGGUUGCAUAGACUUUGGUUUUUUUCAGGACUUCAUCUUGAAUUUUCUUUUUGUCAUUCAGAAUCGUGAUGUGUGAAUCUUGUUUUUAUUAUGACAUUCUACAUAUUUUAUUUCCUUGUUGAGAGUUAAUAUUGGCCAUCAGGUUGUAAUUGUCUAAAAGCGAUCGUCAUCAAGUGGGCUUUGUUUGUGUGUCUAUAUCAUAACUGCCGAAUGUUUCCCCUUACAUUGUACAUGUCUCUGUUCCUCUUUCCUUUAUUUAAAAGUGUUUCUCUUCUAUUUAUUGGACAUUGGUUUUCUCCAUAGGAUCGUUCAUCAAAAGGUGCUAAGUGUCCCCUUUGUGUCUGUUUGGUAUAAAGUGUGGACUAAAGAAAUACGAGGUCGGGCGAGGGACUACUGUUUACCUGGUGCUUGUCUCUCUCCCCCCCUCCAUCUUUAUCUUGGACAUAACACCACGUUUCCCCUGUAGCUCACAUAGACGAUACUACUCACAGAACGCUGUCAUUGUGUGUGUGUGUGUGUGUGUUUAUUAGAGAUGAGAAACAGUUAUUUUGUUUAUCGUGUUUUCAUUUCUCUUCUGGGUUUAUGAUUUUUUUUAUUCCAUAGGGGGCAGGGUACUUAUUAAGAUGAGAUUUUAAUGAUAUUAUCUGUUGAAUACUAUGGGAUAGAUGGUGCUAAAUGUUAUUUUUGAACACUUUUUUUUUGUUUUUCCUUGUUCGUUAUCUUUUUAAAUGAGAUUUCUAUUUUUCCUGUUGCAAUACACCUUCCCCCUCUAUUUCCCUUUGUGGUCGAUUAUUUAAAACUGCACUGUUUAAAGAAUUUACACACCAACACUUGCAUACACACACACACCAAACUGAGCCAGACAUGUCUUAAAACACUUUGUGAACUUGUGUGACAUUACUAUGAAUAUUAAUAAACGCUUUUUGAUAAACUCAAAGGGUUUCAUUCGUAUUUAUUAUUUUACGGUUCAUAGAUGACCACCGCAUUUAUUUUAAUAUUGAUGAAUAAAUUGAGUGUUCGUUUUGUGACUUCCUGAGACAGAGCGCAAAUUGGAUGUCACGGAAUACGUUGUCUUUCAGUUGCGAUAUUUAUGCUCACAUGACCUCAUAAGCAGCGUAGAA